ACCAUGACGUCAUAUUCACGCGACAAAGACUCGCAAGCUAGAAGGUGUCCCGAAACGAAUGCUCACUUGCUAACAGUUUUAGAUGAGUUAACUUUGAAUUGUCCUCUUUCGUGAUAAUCAUAUUUAGAUUUGCAUGGGUACGAAGAGCCUUAAAAUCAUUACAGUUGAAAAAUACAUGUAAUACUCGCAAAAUGUUAGUCUGGUAAAAGUGUAAACACAAGGAUUGCGUGGAACUGAUCAUCCUUAAAUCAUGUCGGACGAAGCGUUUUCUGAUAUCAACGGCAAUCGGAUCUCGCUGGAUUGUCAGCGCCACUCCGACUUUUGCGGAGAGUUUACGGUGAGCUCCCCCAAGCUGUCUUUUCUGAAGGUGACAGGCUGCACCUGCGCUCUCUGGCUUUGUGCCUACACCAUUUUUUUUUUCACGGAGGUUACUGAAGUCCUAUCAGUGGCUAUAAUGUUAUCUCUUGUUGGGAUGAUGGGUCAUCUUCAUUUUUUGAAGAUAGACCAUGAGUCAUUGUUGGUUAUUGGUUCCCUUGGAAUACAGAUGACUUCCUCCUAUGCAUCAGGGAGAGAAAGCACUACUUUUAUUGAAAUGAGCAAAGUGAAGGAUGUUGUAAUCAAUGAAGCCAUCUAUAUGCAGAGAGUGAUUUAUUACCUUUGUAUAUUGUUAAAGGAGCCUUUACAUCCUAAUGAAGUCGGCGACAUUGUGCCUGUGUUUCAGAGCUGUAAACCACGACUGAAUUGUUUGAUCGAGAUAUAUAAGCAAUGUCAAGAAAUCCUAGCACAAAGUUGAUGAACAUCAGUGUGUAAGUAAGCUAAACAUGAGUAAAUAUUCAAUGCAGUCCUGAUUAUUGCAGUGCCUUGUGGAGACUGUGACGAUCCCUUAUUGCGUAGAAGCCAAGGAUCUGCCGACUUAAUUUGGGGUGCAACUCUCAUCUGCCAAAAAUCUGCAAGUGUAAAGGGAAUGUUUUUUCCUUCACAACCAGGAGUAAGCCCAGAUGGGAGUGUAAUGAAAUAUGACUUUACUGGUAAUAAUCCAACUUUAAACCACAAGGUGACCUGGCAAAGGUGGACCUUCUUGUCAUCCCAGCUCAUCUGUCUAUUCAGUCCAUCACCCUGGUGCUCAUUAUCACAAAUACCCACCAAGUCUGUUCAUAACCUUGGGGUGGUGAUCAAUAACCAACUGUCGUUCACUGAAUUUGUUGUAAUGGUCUUUGCACCUUGCAGAUUCUUUCCGUACAACAUUUGCAAAAUCAGACCAUAUCUGACAUAGUAAGCAGCACAACGCCUUGCCUUGGCUUUAGUCUUGUCAUGUCUACACUACUACAGAUCUUUUCUGGUAGGAGUACCUGUAUGCGUCACCAUGCUACUGCAGAUGAUUCGAAAUGCAAUGGCACGUGUGGUGUUCAGCCAACCUAGGCAUGCACGUGUCACACCUCUUUUAGAUCACUGCAUUGGCUCCCUGUAGCAGGACAUAUUGCGUUCAAAACCUUAGUCCUUACCUACAGACUAGUCAACAGGUCAGCACCUACAGCAAAUAUAUGGAGACAUUUGUGAGGUGCUGUGCUCCUUCUCAGCCACUCGGGUCUGCUGAUGAACGGCAUCUGGUGAUGCUACCUCUGCGUGGCACCAAAUCUCAACCCAGACUCGUGUAGCUGAAUGAGCUGCCUCAUCCAUUCGAAAUUCUGACUCCCUCUGUGUGUUGAAGAAGCAUUGGAAUUCUCUCUUGUAUGGUAAAUUUCUGUUUAUCUGAUAUUAGCCUUUAUGGUUUUUGUAAGUUAGGAAUUGUAACUCACUUGUAUUUUAUUUGAGCUCUUCAUUUAUAAUGAUCAAUUCUGUAACCACUCUUGUAACACUUCCCCCAGACUAAUUUUCACUUGAUUAUGUUGACCUUUGUAAAUCACUUUGGAUAAAAGUAUCUGCUAAGCAAAUAAAUGUAAAUGCAAAUUGACUUUGAUUCAGUUUCUUGAAGGUUUCAAAUGUUUGGCCAAUGGCUGUAAAAUGUAUAGUUGAGGAAAGAAAAGAAAAAGUCUUGCUGCCGUUAAGAAGUUGGUGUAAAGUUUUAAUGAUUCUGUAUUGCUGCUAGGCACUUUCAGCUCUGUAGAUACCUGUUUAAAAAAAAUGGUAUCAUUAUAAGAAAAAAAUAAUCCCAGCGUUGGCUACUUAAACAUUUUUUCUAUCGUUCUUUUUCAUUUGUGAAGCAUAACUAAACAUUCAUGUCUCUUUUCCACUAGGACUUGUGACUUUCUCAGCACAUUCAUUAUAAGAGAGGAGCUCAUUCUGGAUGGGAUUCCAAGGCAGUUAACCAGAGAAAUGAUUGUCCAUUGAAUGUUAAACCAUAGAUGGCUGCCCAUUCGUGUAUUAAAGCUAUCCACUUUAUCAUUUAUUAGUUUUUCAUUAAUUAUGCCAGGGAACACAUAAGUUCUGCAAAUUAUUGAUACAAUUUUUGAUUGUUUUAGCUUCUGCUAACUGAACCUUACGGACUUUGCCUUUCAAAUUUUAGAGAUUUUCAAAGUGCCUCAUUAACAAUCUGCUUGGCUUAUAGUGUGUGUUCUAUGGAAAUGUCAGCUGGAGAAGCUAAAUCCUCAUAAGUGCUAUAGCUGUAACUGUGAGGCAGGUUUCAAUGAUAAAAAUAAUGCAAUUAUCUAGACUUGCUUUAUUUUAUAAUAAGUGGAUGUUUCACAGAAAAUAUAUAUGAUUAUGUGAUUUUAAAAAAACUAGCUGUGUAUCUAACUGUUUUUAUAUAUAAUGCAUUUUUUCAACACAUAUGCCUAAUGGAAGACUAGAUUUUAAUUCA
This is a messenger RNA of Erpetoichthys calabaricus (reedfish), 2797 nucleotides long. It is a transcript of the gene pigh, whose product is annotated as phosphatidylinositol glycan anchor biosynthesis, class H. Gene Ontology annotation, cellular component: glycosylphosphatidylinositol-N-acetylglucosaminyltransferase (GPI-GnT) complex. The record is from RefSeq and is a predicted model, not a curated record. The transcript is spliced from 5 exons. Lineage: Eukaryota; Metazoa; Chordata; Cladistia; Polypteriformes; Polypteridae. Gene Ontology annotation, biological process: GPI anchor biosynthetic process. Bases 251 to 793 code for a protein of 180 amino acids.